AUGUCAAGGAUUAUUGUUAAAAAUUUGCCUAAAUAUUUAAAUGAAGAUAGGUUUAAAGAGCAUUUUUCCGCUUAUGGAGGAAAACAUAUUACUGAUAUUAAAUUUGUAUGUUCAAAAAGUGGGAAAUUUAGGGGGUUUGGGUUUAUAGGUUAUAAAACUAAUGAUGAUGCAUUAAAUGCUAUUAAGUAUUACCAUAAUACUUUUGUUGAUAUGUCUAGGAUUACUGUUGAACAUGCUAAAGAAGUAGAUUUUAGUGCUUUUAGUUCUCAAAAUGUUCUUGGGUCUGACAAUUUUUUUGUUAAAGAUCAUAUUUACAAAAAAAAUCAAUUAGUUAAUAAAGAAAUAUUUCUAAAAAGAGAAACUCAGGAAAAUCAAGAAUUGUUUAAAUUUUUAAGGCAUGAGCAAGUAGAAAACUGUAAAGAAAUUUCCGGAAAAAGCCGUCAGGUUUUAGUUAGAAAACAUAAAUUUAGAAGUUCUAUAGAUGAUUCGGAUGAUGUCAAUAAAGUUUUAUUUUCUUCUGCUUGUAAUAUAAAAGACCAUGCCGAAUCUUGUUCCUGUAAUUUUUUAGAGGGAUAUAAAGAACAGAAACGAAAAUCUUUUGAGCUAUCUGAUUCUGAAGAAUCAUUUAAUAUAUCUAAUAUUAAGUCUAUGACUGAUGAUGAGUGGCUGAAAUCGAAGUUUAAACAUGUAGUAGAAUUAAACGAUUGUGAAUUAUUUGAUUCUAAUCUGGAAAAACAAUUAAAUGCUGGAAAUGCAUUUGAAAAGAAUAUUUCAGAAUCUUGUUUUGGUAAUAGUAAACUUUCUUUAAAAAAUGAAAUUCUUUUAUCUGGAAGACUUUUUGUUAGAAAUUUGCCAUAUAGUAUUUCUGAAAAUGAACUUAGGGAUGUUUUUGAGAAGUUUGGAAAAAUUAUAAAUGUUCAUAUUCCUUUUGAUUUUGCUUCGAAUAUGGCAAAAGGAUUUGCUUAUCUCCUUUUUGAAAGCCCUUUAUCUGCUGUAGAUGCGUAUGAAAAUAUGGAUGGACGUGCGCUAUAUGGUCGUCUUGUACAUAUUCUUCCCGCACAAAUUAAACAUGGUCAUUAUGGACCCAUGAAUUUUAAUGAAAUGAAGUUUAAAAGUCAAAGAGCUAAAAAACGGAAAAUAAAUUCAUCUUAUUCUCAAUUUUCUUGGAAUUCUCUUUACAUGAACCCAGAUGCUGUUAUAUCUUCUGUUGCUGAUAAAUUCGGACUUUCUAAAGCUGAAGUUUUAGACCCUGUUUCUUCAAAUGCUGCUGUUAGACAGGCUUUAGCUGAAACUUAUGUUAUUCAAGAAACAAAAACUUUUUUUGAAAAAUCAGGUGUUAAUUUGGAAUCUUUUUCUAGUUUUGAGCGUGAUGAUUCUGUUUUGUUGGCUAAAAAUUUUCCAUAUGGUACAACAGUAAAUGAAUUGUUUGAGUUGUUUGGGAAAUAUGGUGUUCUUGGUCGUAUUUUGCUGCCUCCUUCUGGAACUAUUGCUAUUGUUGAGUUUUUAGAAUCUAAAUAUGCUGAUGACGCGUUUAAGAAUUUGUCUUACAGGAAAUUUAAAGAUUCUGUUUUAUAUCUUGAAAAAGCUCCUUUGAAUAUAUUUAAAGAUGAAUUUAAUUGUAAAAUGAAUUCAGAAAUGGUGAAUAUUGAUCCAAAAAAAUUGAAAGUGAUUCACGAUGUUGACAUUAAUAUUGAAAAUUCUGAUAUAUCUGAUACUGAAAGGGGCACUCUUUUUAUAAAAAAUCUUAACUUUUCUACUACUUUAGAUAGUCUAAAGAGGGUGUUUAGUUCUCUUACUGGUUUUAUUAAUGCAAUUAUCAAAACAAAGCCUGAUCCAAAAAGACCUGGAAAUAAAUUGAGCAUGGGCUUUGGUUUUGUUGAGUUUAAAACACGUUCUCACGCUUUAGCAGCUAUGAGUGCUAUGAAAGAUUAUGUACUUGAUGGACAUGUUCUUCAAAUUAAGGAAUCUGAGAAAUCUUGUGAUUCUUUUAAUAAAAAAACGUUAAAUGAAAAUAAGUGUAAAAUUAUAAUCAAGAAUUUGCCAUUUGAAGCUACUAAAGAUGAUAUAAAACAACUAUUUGGAUCAUAUGGUCAUUUAAAAUCUGUUCGUGUUCCUAAGAAAAUUGAUAAUUCUAUUCGCGGGUUUGCUUUUGUAGAAUAUUUUACAUCUAGAGAUGCAAAGAAUGCUUUUAAUGUUUUGAAAAAUACUCAUUUGUUGGGACGACAUCUUGUAUUGGAAUGGGCAUUUGAUGAUUCUCUUGUAAAUAGUAUUAGAUGUUAUAAAGAAAAUGAUUAA
Pneumocystis jirovecii RU7 is the source of this 2295-nucleotide messenger RNA. RefSeq names its product RNA-binding ribosome biosynthesis protein MRD1. The transcript has 5 exons. Lineage: Eukaryota; Fungi; Ascomycota; Pneumocystomycetes; Pneumocystales; Pneumocystaceae. The coding region runs from base 1 to 2295 and encodes 764 amino acids. Gene Ontology annotation, molecular function: RNA binding. The record is from RefSeq and is a predicted model, not a curated record.